This is a messenger RNA of Cariama cristata (Red-legged seriema), 1073 nucleotides long. Its product is annotated as ras and Rab interactor 2. The record is from RefSeq and is a predicted model, not a curated record. The transcript is spliced from 4 exons. Gene Ontology annotation, molecular function: small GTPase binding; guanyl-nucleotide exchange factor activity. Lineage: Eukaryota; Metazoa; Chordata; Aves; Cariamiformes; Cariamidae. Gene Ontology annotation, cellular component: cytosol; endocytic vesicle. Gene Ontology annotation, biological process: signal transduction; vesicle-mediated transport. The annotation marks the transcript as partial.
AUGUUGUCCUGGAGAAGGCCAUGCAUAAGUGCAUUCUGAAGCCGUUGAAGGGCCACAUUGAAGCGAUGUUGAAAGAAUUUCAUACUGCAGAUGGUUCUUGGAAACAGCUAAAGGAAAACCUGCAGUUGGUGCGGCAGAGGAAUCCUCAGGAACUGGGCGUGUUUGUUCCAACACCAGACUUUGUGGACAUUGAAAAGAUUAAAGUCAAGUUCAUGACCAUGCAGAAAAUGUAUUCACCUGAAAAGAAAGUCAUGCUGCUGCUGAGAGUUUGCAAAUUGAUUUACACUGUUAUGGAGAAUAACUCAGGGAGGCUGUAUGGAGCUGAUGACUUCUUGCCUGUGUUGACAUACGUACUAGCCCAGUGCGAUAUGCUGGAGCUGGAUACUGAAAUUGAAUACAUGAUGGAAUUGCUGGAUCCAUCUUUGCUGCAUGGAGAAGGAGGCUAUUACCUGACAAGUGCUUAUGGAGCACUUUCACUGAUCAAGAACUUCCAGGAAGAACAAGCUGCCCGACUGCUCAGUUCAGAAGCCAGAGAUACUCUCCGGCAAUGGCACAAGAGGAGGACAACUAACAGGACCAUACCUUCAGUUGAUGAUUUUCAGAACUACCUUCGUGUUGCAUUCCAAGAAGUUAACAGUGGAUGUACAGGAAAGACCUUACUAGUAAGACCAUAUAUCACUACCGAAGAUGUAUGUCAGCUUUGUGCUGAAAAGUUUAAAGUGGACAAUCCAGAAGAAUAUAGCCUGUUUCUUUUUAUUGACGACACCUGGCAGCAACUGACAGAGGAUACCUACCCUCAGAAAAUUAAAGCAGAGUUGCACAGCCGUCCGCAACCCCAGGUCUUUCACUUUGUCUACAAGCGCAUUAACAGUGAUCCAUAUGGUGCCAUAUUUCAAAACAAUGAUGACUCAGCUUCUUAAAACCAGCAACUCGUCAUUUAAUUUCUGUUCCUUGUUAACUAUUGAAAACAUCUUUGUUGGCUGCCUUCCAUAGGAGCUAAAAGAGGUCUUAAACCAUAAAUGUCUAGUAAAACAUGCAGUGCAGACACUCCUAGCAUUGCUUACACAAACCCA